GCAAAAUUUGUAGUAAUAGGAGGAAAAAGAAAAUCCAAAUCGGGAAGCUUUGAGCUUUGUUUCCGGCUAAUUGUAAAAAUACGUUGUCUCCAUUGAAGGAGAGUGGAAGCGUGCGAGAGAGAGAGAGAGAGAGAGAGAGAUCCCAUCUGAGAUAUUUGUGGCAAUGAAUAAGAAAAUUGCAGGAUCGUCCUCGAGACCAAGAAAGCCCACAGGUACGGUUUUACCAUACCAAACCCAGAGAAUAAGGGACCACUAUUUCUUGGGCAAGAAGCUUGGGCAAGGCCAAUUUGGCACCACCUACCUAUGUACCGACAAGGUUACUGGUAUCCGUUACGCUUGCAAAUCUAUCCCAAAGCGCAAGCUCGUCUGCCGUGAAGAUUACGAUGACGUCUGGAGGGAGAUCCAGAUCAUGCAUCAUUUGUCUGAGAACCCAUUCGUGGUUCAGAUCAAGGGAACUUACGAAGAUGCCGUGUUUGUUCAUUUGGUUAUGGAGCUUUGUGCGGGUGGGGAACUUUUUGAUAGGAUCGUGGCUAAAGGUCAUUAUAGUGAAAGAGAGGCUGCUAAGCUUAUCAAAACCAUUGUUGGUGUCGUUGAGGCUUGUCAUUCCCUUGGGGUUAUGCAUAGAGAUCUCAAACCUGAGAAUUUCUUGUUUGAUACUCCCGCUGACGAUGCCGUUCUCAAGGCUACCGAUUUUGGCUUGUCCGUCUUCUAUAAACCAGGACAGUAUUUUAGUGAUGUUGUUGGGAGUCCCUUUUAUGUUGCGCCAGAGGUUUUGUUGAAGCAUUAUGGACCAGAAGCAGAUAUAUGGAGUGCUGCUGUUAUCCUAUACAUCUUGUUGAGUGGGGUUCCGCCAUUUUGGGCAGAAACUGAUUCAGGAAUCUUCAGACAGAUUUUACAUGGAAAAGUUGAUUUUGAAUCUGAGCCAUGGCCUAGUAUCUCUGAAAGUGCAAAAGAUCUGUUAAGAAAGAUGCUUGAAAGGGACCCACAGAAAAGAAUUACUGCCUAUGAGGUUCUAUGUCACCCAUGGAUUGUGGAUGACAGAGUUGCCCCAGACAAGCCUCUGGAUUCCGCUGUAUUAUCACGUUUGAAGAAGUUCUCAGCAAUGAACAAACUUAAAAAGAUGGCUCUGCGUCACCCACCAAGCAAGGGGAAGAAAAAGAAACAAAAAGAGAAAACAAAAGGAGCUGUUCAUGCCAACAACUCACACAAAGGGAGGGCUAGAGAUAGGGAAGAAGCAACGGUCAUAGCAGAGAGACUCUCUGAGGAAGAAAUUGGUGGCUUGAAAGAGUUGUUCAAAAUGAUUGAUACAGACAACAGUGGGACGAUUACAUUUCAGGAACUCAAAGAUGGUUUAAAGAAAGUGGGAUCUGAACUUACAGAAACGGAAAUCAAGGCUUUAAUGGAAGCUGCUGAUAUUGAUAAUAGUGGAACAAUUGACUAUGGUGAAUUCCUUGCUGCUACACUGCACAUAAAUAAGAUCGAGAGAGAGGAAAACUUAGUUGCUGCUUUCUCCUUUUUUGACAAAGAUGGUAGUGGUUAUAUCACCAUUGAUGAACUUCAACAAGCUUGCAAAGAGUUUGGUCUAGGUGAUGUGCAUCUGGAUGAGAUGAUCAAAGAAAUUGACCAAGAUAAUGAUGGGCGAAUAGACUAUGGGGAGUUUGCUGCAAUGAUGAGAACGGGUGAUGGGGGUAUGGGAAGGAGCAGAUCAUUGAGAAGCAGCCUAACCUUCAGUAUAGCUGAUGCGUUUGGAAUGAAAGACCCAACACAGGAUAUUAAAUGAAACCAUGUUACUCGGAUAUGAGUGUCGGAUACAGGUAUGUAUCCAACACAGGUAUGUUUAAAAUUUUCAACGUUUUUCCAUGUAUUUAGAAGGUCCUUGAAUUGUUAUAUCUCUAUACCGAUGUUCGAAUAUGCACAUCCCAAACGGGUGUCGAACACAGGUAUUUCAAGAAACGGAGAGUCGUAACAACAUAGAAUGAAAUCCAAUCUCUUGCAUAGUUAGCUGCACUUUGUCAAACUGAAAUCGAAAGUUAGUUACACUGACGUAACGUUCCAUUUGAGUUGCCAUAGGGUGUCGAUGCUUCUUUAGGUUGAUGGAUGAAUUUUAUUCACUCAUUUACUUAGGAAUGUGAAGACCGUCAUUUUCUUGCCUAGCUUAAUAAUGGUUAGAGGAAAUGGCUCAGCUGCUAUGCUUUUCAGUAGAAUAAAUAGUCAGUGUAGUUCACUAAUUGUCGGCAUGAUAGAAGUUUGUAGCCAUCAGACAAUUAGUGCUUGUAAUUUUCUAUUUAUAAUGAAACAAUAAUGUUUGUUGCUUUAA
Messenger RNA from Gossypium raimondii (Peruvian cotton), 2317 nucleotides. RefSeq names its product calcium-dependent protein kinase 11. Gene Ontology annotation, molecular function: calcium ion binding; calmodulin binding; calcium/calmodulin-dependent protein kinase activity. Gene Ontology annotation, cellular component: nucleus; cytoplasm. Gene Ontology annotation, biological process: peptidyl-serine phosphorylation; intracellular signal transduction; protein autophosphorylation. The coding region runs from base 164 to 1780 and encodes 538 amino acids. The record is from RefSeq and is a predicted model, not a curated record. The transcript is spliced from 8 exons. NCBI's taxonomy places the organism in Eukaryota, Viridiplantae, Streptophyta, Magnoliopsida, Malvales, Malvaceae.